AACAAAAACGGAGUUCCGGUGUUAGGGGUCGUUUGUAGUGAAGAGUUUUCGUGAUAGGAAAUCGGCCGUAUAUUGUAGAUACAUGAACGUAAGGACGGCAUAACAAAAAAAAUACAAGCACAGGAGAGAAUAGCAAAUGAAAAUAUAGUUAUGUUGCAAAUAAACUGAAGCUGGCCUUUAACCACCACUGAAUCCAGUAUGUGUGAGGUGCAGGCCACUGUGGAAUUUUCUGUAGAGCUCCACAAGUUUUACAAUGUGGAUCUAUUCCAGAGAGGGUUCUAUCAGGUCCGUGGCAAUAUGAAAGUACCUCCUCGGGUCCCUCACAGGAUAGAGACCAGUCUCCUUCAUCCCACAAAUUCAGAUAUGGUCGUUCCGGCAUCUGUGCAAGGUGAUGUCAUCUACAGCAAAACCUUUCAGAUUCUCUACAAGAAUGAAGAAAUAGUAGUCAAUGAUGUUCUCAUAUUUAAGGUGAUGAUGCUACUAGAUGAGAAGAAGGUGGAAGAGUCCUUAAAUGAUAUGGAUUUUCAGCUCUCUCUGGACCUCUACUUUGCAGAUGGUGAUUACAUGCCAGAGGAUUCUAGGUCACUGCAGAGUAUCAGCAGUCGGACUUUGCGAUUGCAUUUUAGUCUCCAUAGAGGCAUGCACCAGCACAUCAAUGUCAUGUUUGACUACUUUCACCUAUCGAUCAUCUCCGUCACCAUCCACGCCUCUCUGGUCGCACUGCAUCAACCCCUCAUUAGUUUCCCCCGGCUUGGGAAAAGCACCUGGCUAAACCGCAAUGUACCAGCACAGGGCAAAGACCUCCUGAUCCCCACGCUGGAGAAUGUGGUAUUUGGCUGCACCUAUGUCAAGCAGCUGUCCCAAGAUGGCAAGACCUUCCUGGUGUCAGAUCAGUGUCUACAGCAUGCCUACAACUUGCACCAUAGCCUGUGUGCCAGCUUGCUGCUGGCCUACCAGGGCCUCUUUGAGUACUUCAUGACGCUUACCAAGAGUCUCCCUUCCUCUCACCGCAUGGAGCUUGCCAAGCCCAGCAUGCAAGUCCUUUAUGAGCGAGUUCUAAGAAGACCUUUUCCCAGGGGCCAAAGGCACAUCCACAUAGAAAAACUGGAUGUGGAAGCCCGUCUCCAUGAGCUUUGUGAACAUGUCAAGCAGAAGGCAGAGAGCCCAGAUGAGCUUGCUGAAAUGGUUAAUAUGAAUCUUGCACAGUUAUGCUCUCUGCUGAUGGCUCUGUGGGGCCAGUUCCUGGAAACAGUCUCCCUGAAUGACAGUGUUAGGGCACUGAUGGCCCAAGAACAUCAUAUCCUUCGGGUACAGCGAUUUUCUGAGGCUUUCUUUUGCCUUGAGCACCCUAGACAGGCUGCACUGGCCUUCCAGGAGUUGCAUGCACAUAGCCACCAGCAGAUGACUGGAGUCAUUAAGAACUCAUCGUACUUUCUUUCUCUACCACCACUUCCUGUGGAAUGUGCUGAACUAGAUGGAGAUGUCAACUCCCUGCCUGUCAUCUUUGAGGAUAGAUAUCUGGAAUCUGUUAAAGAGGAUAAUGACGGUCCAUGGCUUGGUCUACCCAACCUAAGGAGUGGCUCUGGGCCUACUAAACCAGAUAAACCAGUUCUAAAAGAGCUCCGUGUUGGCAGAGUAGGUGCUCUCAGUGCUUACCCAGAACUCCAUCAAGUUGCUUUAGUCACUAACUGUCACAAGGAGAAUGAGCCUCCUAUAAAAUCCAAGGCCAAGUCCAUCAAAUUGAGGAAGAACACUAAGACUGAGAACUCUAAAAAGCUGAUCAGACAGUCCUCAAAGGACUCUGUGAUUUUGACAGGCUACAAGAACCUGAAGGUCCUUCAUGAUGAACUAGAUGGCAAGUCCAAAGGAGACUUUCAGUGCAGUCAGAAAGAGAAACAAGAAUAUUUGUCUGGAGAUCCCAGCAGAAGAUUAAGCUCCAUGUCCAAAUACUUGAAUCAUGAUGACACAAGAACUUUCCCUAUAGAACAUCUUAUGAAUAACAGCCAGGCUAACACUAGCAUUCAAAGUGACAGUUUCACAGAUCUAAGUUCACAAGCACAGGCAGGUACUGGACCUGGAGCCACAGAGGGCAAAGCAACAGAAGGAGCCAAUAUUAUGGUCAUACCUGCUGGCCUCCAACAUAUUGAGUUCAAACAUAGUGAUACGAACCCCUACCAGGGAGAUAAGGUCACUGUCUUAUUUUCAAGCCCAAGUAAUCGAACACAGACAAGGGGAGCCAUCCCAGAGAUUACACAAAAAGAUUUCUGUGAGUCCAAGCCGCAACAUGGAGAGAAUGAUGGUAACCGAGAGAUCGUGGAUACGGGGUCAGAUUGCGCUACCACACUGAGGAGUUACUGUUUACCAAGUGCAGCAUCAAGACUCUCAGAUUCAGGCAUUGAGAGUGAGCCUAGUUCUGCCACAUUGCUAGUACCAGGUCCUCAAACUGUUUCCAAUUUUGCUGAUAUGAAUCUAGAUUGGGUCUCACUACAUGUUAAGCAGACCACUACUAAGUGUCAGAGUGUUGCCUAUAAGCCAUCUCAUCUCAGUAUUGCUUCAAAAGGGUCCAAUGGACCAGAAGGGCCAAACCCUGAGAGUACUAGUGGUGUGAGUGGCGUACAGUCUUCUCUCACCUCCAUAAACUCACUUCCAUUAGAUGAUGAGAUGGAGGCUGAGGUUCCAUGCCGAUUAUCCAGUGUCAUUGUGCAGGAGCAGGCCUUGGUUUUCUCUGAUAGAUCUGAUAUCAGUAUCCCUUUCCAUGCCACCAGUCCAACCAGGUCCUUAGCUCACCAAGAAGCCUCCACCUGCCAUGUUGAUGAUCCAGUGUUUCACACGGAUGAAGCCUCUGUUCUUCUGUCCCUCUGUAAAGCUUUUGCUUCUCACAAGAUAUCUGAUUCUGCCAAGCUUGGAACCCCUGUGGGGCAAGAUAUAGGGCUGGGGGUUGGCAUUGAUAUGCAUAUUGCAGCACACUCUAGUACAUCAGCCACCAGUAGCACAGACUUGGUAAAGAAAGGCUUAGUAGAGAAUUAUUUUGGUUCAUACUCAAGCACUGAUAUUUCUGAGAUAAGCCCAGAGGAAACGCCAGCAAUUAUGCUGGGCAUUCAGACAGGUGUCCAUUCCACUGAAGAAGAAGAAGAAGUAGAAGAUGAGCCAAACCAUGAGAUGAUAGAAAAUGGCUACUAUGAGGAGACAGAUGAGCCAGUCUAUGUCAUUGGUCUGCCAGAAUUGAAGGGAAGAAGUGGAGAGGUGAAUUGUUGUGGGACCUUAGAAUGUAGGAGCCCUUUUUAUGUGCAUAGGAAUUUGAGUAUGCAUUACCCCUGGAUCUACCUGCAAACUCAACCCCCCAAACCACUGCGGACCAGUACAAUUCUGCACUGGUAUGAGAGCUCCCCUCCUGCCCAGAUGAAAGUAUUUGCCCAGGCAAGAGAGGAGCUGAAGAAGCUUAAGCUGCCAGGAUUCUUGUACAGUGAAGUGGCUGAGUUGGCUUCAACUGUGCCAUAUUUUAGCCUGGAGGAGGAUGAGAGCUGUGAUGAGGGUGUUCACCUCAUUGUGUGUGUCCAUGGCCUGGAUGGUGAGGCUAGACUCAUAAAUGCAUGCUUGAGUGCUACAGUCAGGGGCAGACUUAGUGUGGUGGGGGUGCCUGAAUUUGAACUAUUGUUGGGGCCCUAUACCUACACCAUGAUGUGAAUCUACAACUGCUCCAGCCAGAAAAUCAAGACAACACAAAACAGUAACUACUACAACAAAAUCAAGUACUGUAGUUACUGAGCAGUGAGACACAGAGAGGCAGUGUCAACCCUAAUGGAUAGUAACUAAAGCACAGCAAGUGAAUCACAAAAUAGAAACUGAGAGAGACAUGUGGUAAAGCUUAAGUUAUAAUUAAUAGGUAUCAUAAGAUAAGAUUACAAAGGUGAGCAAAUUAUUUAUCAGAAAUGUGUGUUCGUUAGAAAGAAAAUGAAAGAGAUUACAAUGUACCAAAUGGUACAACUUGUUUUGGUGCAACAUUGUCAACCUUGCAGAAAAUAUCACAGUGACAUCGGAUUAUCAAACAAUUUAUGAUUACUUGGUACCCCCUAAUUGUAUCUGAUUACCAUUUUUCUGUUUCACUCUCAUUGUCCAUGCACUGAAGGUGCUGUAACCCUAUUCCUUUUUGUUUGGGUUUUUCUUAUCAGGGGUCCAAGUGCUGAAACACUGCUGCGAUAGCUUUUCUUAGGAUGUUUUUCUUCCUCUUAUUAUUAAUUUUCUCACAUAAAACUAAUUGUGCAGCCAAAACCAUAAUACAUGCCGGCAUGUAACUUUUGGUAGGUACAAUAUAUCAAAAACUACUAAAAUGAAAUAACGAAUUUUUUCCUCUUGGUGGGUGUAUAGUGCAAGCUUUUUUUGGCACAUUUCUCAAGGUGUACAUUAUAAAUUCUUCCUCUUAUUCCUUGGCUUCAGCCAAAUUCAUGCCCAUUAAUUUCUGUGAAGGUUUUUUUGCUCAUUUUUAUUAGCAUAAACGACAACCUAAUCAAAGGAUUUUGGGCCGGUAUUCACAAAAUUGGUGUUAAACUACUCAGCAGAGUGUGAUCCUCAAUAAUUAUCAAAAAUAUGUUGAGAUUUUUCCACAAUAUGUCCGCUACAUACCAAUUGAUUCUUGGAGGGUGGAGCCUAAUUUACUUAUGAUUUCAUGCAUGAAUUCAUACAAAACAUAAGUCAUAUAUAGGACAAAAUUCUGAAGCCAUAUGUAAAGCUUGGGGUGUGGCCAUACAAGAGGGGCAGAGCAAGGCCAGUCAAACUCAAGUUUGGUAUACUGCAUCUUUAAACUAAUCUGUAAGUGGAUCUUUGAUGAUCUGAUUAGUUAAAAAAAACAUGGGCACCGUGUUACCUGCACAUAUACAUCAGUGUUGGGAAGUUACUUUAAAACUGUAGUUUUUCAAACUCUUUAUGCAAAAUUAUAAAGAUAAUUCAGAACAAUUAUGAAUUUAUAGUCUUGUUUUAUUAUGGACUACAAUUAUGAAAAUAAAAAUAAUUAAAAAAUACAAUUAAUACUGAAUAACUAUAUUAGACUGAAAGUGAAAGAUUUAAGUGAGACAUGUGUCAAGUGAGACAAUCAAAGUGAGAUUUUAAUUAUUGUUUAAUAGGGCUGUUCAUUGAUUAAAAAAUGUAACCAGUUAAUCACACAAUUUGUUGUGAUUAAUCAUAAUUAAUCUUUUUUUCUUCUUAAGACAAGCUUUUUAAUAAUGGAUAUUUAAAUGUAAAAUCACAUAAUGUAGAAUCAACACAAAGGAAUUAUGGUUAAUUUCGAUUAGUAUUGUUUAAUAGCGUCUUUUUUUUUUUUAAGCUUGUAACACAGAUUCUCUCCUGUGAACUUAUAUGCACUAAUAUGCAUUAAUAUUAACAACAAAAAAUGUGUUCCAAAGUCAAGUGGUUUUAACUAUCCAAUUAUCCAAAGCAUUAGUUACCUUCCCAUGUACCGGUUUCAUUAUUCGCCGACAAGUACCGCACUCCUGUAAUAUAGAUUGGCGAAGCCUCGUUUAGGUAGUUUCGGUGUGGUGUUUUGCUCUGAGGUGUUAUGUCAAAGACUAAUUACUUCUGUGGUAAUUCAGUUCGGCUUUGCGAACUGUGCUGAUUACUUUUGUUUUCUCCAAAGAUCCGUGGGCAGUUUUUAAAAGUGGAAAUUUCUGUAGGGCUUUACAUUAACCAUUGUCCUUUAGACAAAUAAAUUUGUCAUUCACUUGUCUAAAUAAAUAGGUUAUUUGCCCGGAGAGAAAAAAGGGCAUUCAUUUUAAUUUUGGUGUAAAUAUAAUUAUUUGGAAGCACUAUACUCUCAUUAGUGUACUAUCAGCUCAUAACACUUUAUUUGAGCCAUUCCAGAUUAAACAGCACCACACCAAACAGUGAUGUAGCUGGCAACAGCACUGUUGUGGUCCUGGAAAGAAGCAAACGCAUUAACUUAAUUUUUCAAAUCAUUUUUGCUUUCAUGUUGUGCUGGUGGCGUUUGCUUUUGUCAUGGGACAGAAGUGUAUCAUGCCUGAAGGCACUUGUCCCCUUGACGUUGCUUUAAAUUCACUAAUAGUUACAUGCUCAAGCAACAUGUCAAAGUUUCUGUUUCUAUGUUGUCUAAAAUUAUGAAGGACAACUUAAUAGUACAUAUGCAAUAAACUAGAUUCUCUGUGGCAGAAAAGUAAACUUACACUGGCUGGUGAUGUGUAGAGCUGUUUAUCCCUCCGGGUAGGGAUAAAUUUUUUGAUAAAUAACCUGUUGGAUUCUGUGGUCCUUUUUGUUGAGUUUGAUGCUUUACCAGUUUUCAUUUAGAAAAUAAAAAUGCAGCACUUCGCUGCUGUUGCCUGAGGUAAAGUUUUCAGGGUAAAGUUUCCAAACACCUUUUCGGGGUGGCUGUGGCUCAGUUGGUAGAGCGGGUUGUCCACUAAUCGUAGGGUUGACGGUUCGAUUCCCGGCCCGCGUGACUCCACAUGCUGAAGCGUCCUUGGGCAAGACAUUGAACCCCAAGAUUCUCCCGAUGGCAAGUUAGCACUUUACCAUUUAAAGUUGAAUCGUAUCUGAUUGG
Ictalurus furcatus (blue catfish) is the source of this 6544-nucleotide messenger RNA. It is a transcript of the gene fam135a, whose product is annotated as family with sequence similarity 135 member A. Bases 199 to 3684 code for a protein of 1161 amino acids. Lineage: Eukaryota; Metazoa; Chordata; Actinopteri; Siluriformes; Ictaluridae. The transcript has 16 exons. The record is from RefSeq and is a predicted model, not a curated record.